UAGUGCCAGUACGAGCGACGCACGGCCUUUCGGCGGCGGAGGCGACGGCGGUAGCAGCGCGGCUCGCAGCUUCCCAGAGACAACACCGAAUAUACCCGCGGACACGGUACAGAUACCGCGAAAAAACACUACCUCGGUUCACGGUAGAGACUCCCCAACAGAGCCAAGAUGCCUGAAGACGUUCGCACUGCGGAGGAGGAUGUGGAGACUUUUGCCUUCCAGGCUGAGAUUGCUCAGCUUAUGUCCUUGAUCAUCAACACAUUCUAUUCCAACAAAGAGAUCUUUUUGCGAGAACUCAUCUCCAAUGCCUCUGAUGCCCUGGAUAAGAUCAGAUAUGAGAGUCUGACUGACCCAUCAAAGAUGGAGAGUGGUAAGGACCUAAAGAUUGAGAUCAUCCCCAACCUGAAAGAGCGUACCUUGACCAUCAUCGACACUGGCAUUGGGAUGACCAAGGCCGAUCUGAUCAAUAAUCUGGGCACCAUCGCCAAGUCUGGCACCAAGGCCUUCAUGGAAGCUUUGCAGGCUGGUGCAGACAUUUCCAUGAUUGGUCAGUUUGGUGUUGGUUUCUACUCUGCUUAUCUGGUUGCUGAGAAGGUUACUGUCCUGACCAAGCACAAUGAUGACGAGGAGUAUGCAUGGGAGUCUUCAGCCGGAGGUUCCUUCACUGUCAAAACCUACACUGGCAAGGGUGAUUCUGAUGGCUCAGGUUGCCCAGGCUUAUCAAUCGGCAGAGGUACAAAGAUUAUACUACACCUGAAGGAGGAUCAGUCUGAGUAUCUGGAGGAAAAGAGGAUCAAAGAAGUGGUCAAGAAACACUCUCAGUUCAUUGGCUAUCCCAUCACACUCUUUGUUGAGAAAGAACGAGAUAAGGAGAUCAGUGAUGAUGAAGCAGAGACUGAGGAGAAGCCUGAGAAGGAAGAUGAGGCAGCCAAGGAGGAAGGAGAGAAGCCCAAGAUCGAGGACGUAGGGUCUGAUGAAGAAGAAGAUGGUGAAAAGAAAGACAAGAAGAAGAAAAAGAAGAUCAAGGAGAAGUACAUUGACCAGGAGGAACUGAAUAAAACCAAGCCCAUCUGGACCCGCAAUCCUGACGACAUCACCCAGGAGGAGUAUGGCGAAUUCUACAAGAGCCUGACCAAUGACUGGGAGGAUCACCUUGCUGUGAAGCACUUCUCUGUGGAGGGUCAGCUGGAGUUCCGUGCCCUGCUCUUCAUCCCACGCCGCGCACCCUUUGAUCUCUUUGAGAACAAGAAGAAAAAGAAUAACAUCAAGUUGUACGUCCGCAGGGUCUUCAUCAUGGACAGCUGUGAGGAGCUGAUACCCGAGUACCUCAACUUUGUCCGUGGUGUCGUAGACUCUGAGGAUCUGCCCCUGAAUAUCUCUCGAGAGAUGCUGCAGCAGAGCAAGAUUCUAAAGGUCAUCCGGAAGAAUAUUGUCAAGAAAUGUCUAGAGUUGUUUGGGGAGUUGGCAGAGGACAAGGACAACUACAAGAAAUUCUACGAACAAUUCUCAAAGAACCUCAAGCUCGGCAUCCACGAGGAUUCCCAGAACCGCAAGAAGCUGUCAGAGCUGCUGCGUUACCACACCUCACAGUCAGGAGAUGAGCUCACACCCCUGUCCGACUACAUUUCUCGCAUGAAAGAAAAUCAGAAAUGCAUCUACUACAUCACUGGUGAAAGCAAAGAUCAGGUAGCUAAUUCUGCCUUUGUGGAGCGUGUGAGGAAGCGUGGCUUUGAGGUGGUCUACAUGACUGAGCCCAUCGAUGAGUACUGUGUGCAGCAGCUGAAGGAAUUUGAUGGCAAGCAACUAGUGUCUGUCACCAAAGAGGGCCUGGAGCUGCCGGAGGAUGAGGACGAGAAGAAGAAGCGAGAGGAUGACCGAGCCAAGUAUGAGAACCUGUGCAAGCUCAUGAAGGAGAUGCUGGAUAAGAAAGUGGAGAAGGUUACAGUUUCGAACCGCCUGGUCUCCUCCCCAUGCUGCAUCGUGACCAGCACCUAUGGUUGGACUGCCAACAUGGAACGCAUCAUGAAAGCCCAAGCCCUGCGUGACAACUCCACUAUGGGCUACAUGAUGGCCAAAAAACACCUGGAGAUCAACCCUGACCACCCAAUUGUGGAGACACUGAGGCAGAAGGCUGAAGCUGACAAGAACGACAAGGCUGUCAAGGAUCUGGUGAUCCUGCUGUUUGAGACCGCUCUGCUGUCCUCAGGGUUUUCACUGGAUGAUCCUCAGACCCACUCCAACCGCAUCUACAGAAUGAUCAAGCUGGGGCUCGGCAUUGAUGAUGAUGAGGUGAUGACAGACGAGCCUGUGCCACAAGCUGCCGAUGAUAUCCCUCCCCUCGAGGGAGAUGAAGAUGCUUCCCGCAUGGAGGAAGUGGAUUGAAGCCUCUCCUUCGCCAGCCGUCCUCUUCAUCCAGCCUUGGACUAAUGUAAUUUAAUUUGGACUUUCAAAAGGAAGAGUUUUGUGCUGUGUAAAGUAAGGGUCUGGCCGGUCUGGCCAGCUUACAUCGGAAGUGCUUCCUUUAGGGGAGUCGCUUCCUUUGUCUAUCAGAUGUUCGGUCCUUUUGUUUUUGUAAAGCAUGCUAUUUCUGUUCUGCAGCCAGUGCUGUGAAAUAAAAACAUGAAAGAAA
Molecule: messenger RNA, 2629 nt
Organism: Callorhinchus milii (elephant shark)
Lineage: Eukaryota; Metazoa; Chordata; Chondrichthyes; Chimaeriformes; Callorhinchidae
Gene: hsp90ab1
Product: heat shock protein 90, alpha (cytosolic), class B member 1
Exons: 11
Coding region: 169-2382 (737 amino acids)
Biological process (GO): cellular response to heat; protein folding; protein stabilization
Cellular component (GO): plasma membrane; protein-containing complex; cytosol
Molecular function (GO): disordered domain specific binding; ATP hydrolysis activity; ATP-dependent protein folding chaperone
Source: RefSeq, a predicted model, not a curated record